AUGGCUCGCAAGAACGCCGCACAGAAGAAGGCCGCCGAGGAGGCGCGCCAGAAGCUCGAGCAGGAGAACCCGGACGAGGCGGCCCGCCUCGAGGAGGAGCGCGCCGGCAAGAGCAAGAAGCAGAUGAACCGCAAGGACAAGCCGUGGGACGUCGACGGCACCGACCACUGGUCCAUCGAGCCGUUCCAGGAGGGCGACAUGAAGGGCGUGCUCCUCGAGGAGAGCAGCUUUGCGACGCUCUUCGCCAAGUACCGCGAGACGUACCUGCGCGAGAUCUGGGGCCACGUCGAGACGGCGCUCAAGAAGCAUGGCAUCGAGGCCGUCCUCGACCUCGUCGAGGGCUCGAUGACGGUCAAGACGACGCGCAAGACGUUCGACCCGUACAUCAUCCUCAAGGCGCGCGACCUCAUCAAGCUGCUCGCACGAAGCGUGCCCUUCCCGCAGGCGGUCCGCAUCCUCGAAGACGGCAUGGACUGCGACAUCAUCAAGAUUGGCAACAUCAUCCGCAACAACGAGCGCUUCGUCAAGCGGCGACAGCGCAUCCUCGGCCCGGGCGGCUCGACGCUCAAGGCCAUCGAGCUCCUCACGCAGUGCUACGUCCUCGUGCAGGGCAACACGGUGGCGGCGAUGGGCGGGCACAAGGGCCUGAAGGAGGUGCGCAAGAUCGUCGUCGACUGCAUGAAGAACGUCCACCCGAUCUACCACAUCAAGGAGCUCAUGAUCAAGCGCGAGCUCGCCAAGGACCCCAAGCUCGCCGAGGAGAACUGGGACCGGUUCCUGCCCAAGUUCCGCCGGCGCCGCGACAAGAAGCGCGGGCCCGGUGCCGGUGGCGAGGGUGGCGCCGCGCCGUCGGGCGCCAACGCGAUCGCGGUCGACGGCGCAGAGGGCCAGCCGCCGGCGGCCAAGAAGCAGAAGAAGGAGAAGAAGCCGUACACUCCGUUCCCGCCGGCGCAGAUGCCGAGCAAGAUCGACCUCCAGCUCGAGUCGGGCGAGUACUUCCUCAAGCCGCGCGAGAAGCAGCAGCGCGACGAGGCCAAGCGCGCCGCCAAGCAAGCCGCCGUCGUCGCCGGGCGGAAAGACGAGCGCGCAAAGGCGUUUGUCGCGCCGGAAGAGGGCCCCGCACGGGCCGUCGUCGGCAGCAUUGGCGACGCGGCGGCGGCCAAGAAGGACAAGAAGAAGCGCAAGCGCGACGAGUGA
This is a messenger RNA of Rhodotorula graminis WP1, 1197 nucleotides long. RefSeq lists its product as uncharacterized. NCBI's taxonomy places the organism in Eukaryota, Fungi, Basidiomycota, Microbotryomycetes, Sporidiobolales, Sporidiobolaceae. The transcript is spliced from 9 exons. Gene Ontology annotation, molecular function: RNA binding. Gene Ontology annotation, cellular component: nucleolus; small-subunit processome. The record is from RefSeq and is a predicted model, not a curated record. The coding region runs from base 1 to 1197 and encodes 398 amino acids.